This is a messenger RNA of Musa acuminata AAA Group (dessert banana), 1711 nucleotides long. RefSeq names its product glucan endo-1,3-beta-glucosidase 8-like. The record is from RefSeq and is a predicted model, not a curated record. Gene Ontology annotation, molecular function: hydrolase activity, hydrolyzing O-glycosyl compounds. The coding region runs from base 174 to 1604 and encodes 476 amino acids. Lineage: Eukaryota; Viridiplantae; Streptophyta; Magnoliopsida; Zingiberales; Musaceae. Gene Ontology annotation, cellular component: plasma membrane. Gene Ontology annotation, biological process: carbohydrate metabolic process. The transcript has 2 exons.
AUCCUUCUCAGUUCUACCCACUACGACAAUUCCUAUCAUCAUCCCAAACAUCCAUCCGUUGUGUUUCUUAGUUGGAUGUCUUUCUUGAAUAAAGUUACUCUAACCAACUCAUUCCAUUAGAAGCCUCGGCUCCAGCUUAUCUUGUGUUUGGAGAUUUCUCUGUGAGAAAAAGGAUGUCAGCAUACCAGAUCUCCAUAUGUCUCAUCGUUGUUGGAAUAUGUUGUUCUUGGGCUGAUGGCCUUGGAGUGAACUGGGGGACGAUGGCGACACACCCGCUGCCGCCAAGGAUCGUCGUGCGGCUCUUGAAGGAUAAUGGGAUCAGGAAGGUUAAGAUUUUUGAUGCUGAUGCUGCCACCAUGAACGCGCUGGCUGGUUCUGGGAUCGAGGUGAUGGUAGCCAUUCCAAACAAUAUGCUCGGAUACAUGAUCGAUUAUGAGACAGCCAAGAAGUGGGUGAAUCAGAAUGUCACUCGAUACAAUUUCCAGGGAGGAGUGAACAUCAAAUAUGUAGCAGUUGGUAAUGAGCCCUUCCUCACAACCUACAAUGGCUCAUUCUUGAACUUGACAUUGCCGGCCCUUCAGAAUGUCCAAACUGCUCUCAACAAUGCAGGAAUCGGCGACACGAUUAAGGCCACAGUGCCUCUCAAUGCUGAUGUCUACAACUCACCUGUUAGCAAUCCUGUCCCCUCAGCUGGGAGAUUCAGAGCUGACAUCAACGACCUCAUGACUGAGAUUGUCAUGUUCCUCAACCAGAGCGGCGCGCCCUUCACCGUCAACAUAUACCCAUUCCUGAGCUUAUAUGAUAAUCCCAACUUCCCUGUGGACUAUGCUUUCUUUGAUGGCACAUCCACUCCUGUUGUGGACAAUGGAAUUCAGUACACUAAUGUGUUUGAUGCCAACUUUGAUACGCUGGUCUCAGCUCUGAAUGCAGUUGGCCUGGGCAAUUUGCCGAUCAUUGUUGGAGAGGUUGGCUGGCCUACCGAUGGUGACAUAAAUGCCAAGGUCUCCUACGCUCAGAGGUUCUACAAUGGCCUGCUGAGGCGUUUAACAGUGAAUCGAGGGACACCUCUCCGUCCCAACCAGUACAUUGAAGUGUACAUGUUCAGCUUGAUCGAUGAAGAUGCCAAAAGCAUUGACCCGGGGAACUUUGAACGCCAUUGGGGGAUCUUUAAGUAUGACGGGCAGCCAAAGUACGCACUGGAUCCUACUGGGCAGGGACAGAACAUGAUGCCUGUGGCCGCAAAGGGGGUGCAAUACCUGCCUCAGAAGUGGUGCAUGUUCAACCCAAAUGGUGGUGGUGACAUGAGCAAGCUGGGGGACAACAUCAACUAUGCAUGUUCAAGAUCAGAUUGCACUGCACUUGGCUAUGGGUCUACUUGCAAUGGCUUGGAUGCCAAUGGGAAUGCAUCUUUUGCCUUCAACAUGUACUUCCAGGUUCAGAACCAAAUGGCCCAAAGCUGCUUCUUUCAAGGACUUGCUGUGGAGACGACACAGAACCCCUCAACAGCUGACUGCAACUUCACCAUCCAGAUUGUUUCAUCUGCUUCAGCUUGCUCGCCAUUGCUGAUGGUGUUUGUAUCAGUCCUUGCACUUUUGUUCUUCUAGAGUGAUUUGUUCAUUUUUCUUAGCUGAAUCACUUGUAUGAUAAGAUUCUGAGAUAAUAUCAUUUGUCAGAUCCAUUUAAUAAAGUUCAGAUGAUAUUGGCAAUCAAA